Molecule: messenger RNA, 2600 nt
Organism: Oryctolagus cuniculus (rabbit)
Lineage: Eukaryota; Metazoa; Chordata; Mammalia; Lagomorpha; Leporidae
Source: RefSeq, a predicted model, not a curated record
AUCAAAAAUAAAUAACAAAAAUUGGUAAAUUCUUUCCAUGAAAAAAAAUCUGGUGAUAAGUCAGCUAUCCAUAAAUUAAAUGGUGAUUUUCAACAUAAUAAAAAUUUCACUUUUGCUUUAGAAAAAUUUUCCAUUCCUAUUUCUGCCUCUACCUCUCAGUCUAAUGAAAUAUUUAAUGAAGACAAUUCAUUCUGUAACAAAAUGUGACUGCCAAUACAUGGGCAGAGCCUGAGAAUAAUUGAUCUUCAUAACUUAUCCAACCUGAAGGAUCAGCUGAAAAUCCAAUCAAUGGCUGACAUAAGUUUUAUUAUCCAAAUACAGUAAACAUGGAAACCUAUAAUAGGGUAUAAAGAUACAUGGUCCCUCUUCCAUUACCUAUCCUGUUUAUAAAAAUAAGAUGUAUAAGGCCGGCACUGCGGCUCACUUGGUUAAUCCUCCGCCUGCGGCGCCGGCAUACCGGGUUCUAGUCCCAGUCGGGGCGCUGGAUUCUGUCCCGGUUGCUCCUCUUCCAGUCCAGCUCUCUGCUGUGGCCUGGGAAGGCAGUGGAGGAUGACCCAAGUGCUUGGGCCCUGCACCCGCAUGGGAGACCAGGAGAAGCACCUGGCUCCUGGCUUUGGAUCAGCGCGAUGAGCCAGCCGCAGCGCACCAGCCGCGGUGGCCAUUGGAGGGUGUACCAACGGCAAAAAGGAAGACUUUUCUGUCUCUCUCUCUCUCUCUCUCUCUCUCACUGUCUAAAUCUGCCUGUUUAAAAAAAUAUAAAAAUAAAAAAGAAAUAAGAUGUAUAAUGUAAAAAAAGUAAUCUUGAUAAUUUACCAUGAAAAUCACUAAUUAAGAAGGUUCCAUUGCAUCCCAUUACCCUAAAACAACACAAAGAAUCCUUGAAAACAUCUCAAAUGUUUGUUAAUGUUUGUGGCAUGGCAGGUUAAGCUGCCACCUUGAAUGCAGACAUCCCAUAGAAGUACCAGUUCAGUUCCCAGCUGCUCUCCUUCUGGUCCAGCUCCCUGCUAGUGUUCUUGGGAAAGCAGCGGAGGACAGUCCAGGUGCGUGGGCCCCUGAGCCCAAAUGGGAGACCAGGAUGAGACUACUGGCUCCUAGCUUUGGCCUGGCCCAGCCUUGGCCAUUGCAGCCAUUUGUGGAGUAGGCCAGCAGAUAGAAGAUUCUCUCUCUCACUCACUCUCACUCUCUCUCUCUCUCUCUCUCCUCUCUUCUUUCUGUCUCUCUCUUUCUCCUGUGGUUCUGCCUUUCAAAUAAAUAAAUAAAUCUUUUUAAAAUUAUUAAAUCGAAUGAUUUACCCAAUAUUAAUUAUUGCCUCAUUCAGUUACACAUAAACAAGCACACAGUUAAAAACAUUCGUAAGUACUCAGAUACUCCACAAGCCGAGCCGGGUGGGCACUGACUGGAGCUGCUAGUCAGGGCUGUGGUCAUUUUUAUACCUUCCUGCGUGGAUGCAGGCAUCACCAACGGAAAGGAGGGCAGGCAGGUGGGGUGGUGCGUGGCUAGGUCGCACAAGGUCUCGCUGCCAUGAAGGUGAAGAUCAAGUGCUGGAACGGCAUGGCCACCUGGCUUUGGGUGGCCAACGACAAGAACUGCGGCAUCUGCCGGAUGGCAUUAAAUGGCUGCGGCCCCGACUGCAAGAUGCCGGGAGACAACUGCCUGCUAGUCUGGGGCCAGUGCUCUCACUGCUUCCACAUGCACUGCAUCCUCAAGUGGCUCAACACACAGCAGGUGCAGCAGCACUGCCCCAUGCGCCGGCAGGAGUGGAAGUUCAAGGAGUGAGCCCGCCCUCAGCACACCCAGGACUGCCCAGCAUAAUGCUGAAGUUUUAACUAAUAAGUAAAAUUCAUUAAACUCUCAAAAAAAAAAGUAUUCAGAUACUCAAAGAGAGACACUACUGAGAAAAGAAUCAUGGUACUAGUACCUCUAUUUAUAUCAGUACCAUCAGUAUAUCUUGCUUCCAAUGGGCCCACCACCCUAGCUAUCUCUUCUACAGGGCACAAUGUCAAUAAUGAGAUUUGGAUAAUAGUUUGGAUAUCAACAAAAGGUCCAUAUAUUUGCGGCUUAGUCCCAAAAUAUGUUUUGGUUAAUGGAUUAAUGUUAAUGGCCAAUGGAUCAAGGAUGAAAACAGAACAAUUAUGAUAUCAAGCAUGUGCACCUAGUGGGAGGAAAGUAUGUCUUUGAGGGCUUAUCCUCUGAAGGUAGUUCUCCUGAGGGUUGAACAGUGUUACCUCUCUGCUUACUGGCUCACCAUGCCAUCCUCCCCCUGCACACAUCCACACCCUCCAUACUCAUCAGAUGCUGGACUAAUGGUGCCUCCUGGCCUUGGACUGUAAACCUCAAAACUAUAAGCCAAAACAAACCCUCUUCCUGUGUAUUUUAGCCCCACUCGGGUAUUUUAGUUAAACUGACACAAAGAUGACAAACAUAGGCAUCUUAAAUAUUUACAUCUUAAGCCUGUAAGACACAGAAUCCUGAGACGAAGAUGGAUUAUAAAAACAAUUAUAUAACUGUAGUCACUCUCUAUUUCAUUCCUCUAAAACACAAGUUAAAUUGAAUCCUAGACAUCCACCUCCAAUAAAGACACAUGACCAGCAAAGCACUGC